Messenger RNA from Acipenser ruthenus (sterlet), 1108 nucleotides. Its product is annotated as N-alpha-acetyltransferase 20. NCBI's taxonomy places the organism in Eukaryota, Metazoa, Chordata, Actinopteri, Acipenseriformes, Acipenseridae. The coding region runs from base 70 to 606 and encodes 178 amino acids. The record is from RefSeq and is a predicted model, not a curated record. Gene Ontology annotation, cellular component: NatB complex. Gene Ontology annotation, biological process: N-terminal peptidyl-methionine acetylation. The transcript is spliced from 6 exons. Gene Ontology annotation, molecular function: protein-N-terminal amino-acid acetyltransferase activity.
UUCCGACCCUUUUUUGUUGUUAAAGUUGGAAGGUCAUCGUUUUACUUCCGCGACACAGAGGCAGUAAAAAUGACAACGCUGAGAGCUUUUACAUGCGAUGAUCUCUUUAUAUUUAACAACAUCAAUCUGGAUCCCCUCACAGAAACGUAUGGGAUCCCUUUUUACUUGCAGUAUCUUGCUCACUGGCCUGAGUACUUUAUUGUAGCAGAGGCACCAGGAGGAGAACUAAUGGGGUACAUAAUGGGUAAAGCUGAAGGAUCAGUGGCCCGUGAAGAAUGGCACGGGCAUGUCACGGCUCUCUCUGUAGCUCCCGAGUUCAGACGGCUUGGUCUGGCAGCUAAACUCAUGGAACUGCUGGAAGAGAUUUCAGAAAGGAAAGGAGGUUUUUUUGUGGAUCUUUUUGUGCGAGUUUCCAAUCAGGUGGCAGUGAACAUGUAUAAGCAGCUGGGAUACAGCGUGUACAGGACAGUGAUAGAGUACUAUUCGGCCAGCAACGGGGAGCCUGAUGAAGAUGCCUAUGAUAUGAGAAAAGCCCUAUCCAGGGACACAGAGAAGAAGUCGAUUAUACCACUGCCGCACCCUGUGAGACCAGAAGACAUUGAAUAACUAUAGGCUGUAGUUACCAGGCAGUCCAGUCCACAUUCGCAUGUCCCCAGCGCAGAUCAAUAAGUAGUGAUUAAAACACAGCCAAUCAAGUUCAGUCAGUCUACCAAAGAAUGUUGUACACUUUUUUAUGAAGUUCAGAGAAGGCUAGCUCUGUGUACUGCACUUUUGUAGAAUGUUCAACUCUGGUUUUCACUGGGUGGGUUUGUGCCACCUGGAUCUGUACUGGCUGCUGUCCUUACACUCAGCAUGCUCAGUGCCAUGUUGCAGUAGCUUUAUAUUAGGCACAUCUAAAAGGUUAGAACAAUAUAGACCAGCACUCUGUGAACUGCUUGAGCUCCAAGACUACAUCCAUACUUGGGUUUCAGAUACUCUCUUUAAGAACCAGUUUUACUGUUGGGGGCUAUUUAUUGUGCUUUUGUACAAAGAUUUCAAAUAUACAUUUAAUUGUUACAUGGAAGUCAGGUUUCAAUAAAAUAAAAAAAGUCAGUAUUGUGAUACGCUA